GCCUCCAGCCAUCUUAUUUCCGGUUUCGUGCGUCCAUUUGCCGGGUUGGAGGUCUUGGACGCUGAGGUAGCUCUUGUCGUUGGGAAGUGUAGUAUGAUUUCCCGCAGUCACAUUUGAACAUCAAUCUCUUUAUUUGAGUAACCGUCUUUGAAAAUGGGCGAAGAAAAUAAAGGCGAGAGAGACAGGGACAAAGACAGAGAUAGAGAUAAGGAUAGACGAAGAAGAUCAAGAUCUAGAGAGCACCGAAAGAGGUCCCGAUCAAGAAGCCGUGGUAGACGGUCUCGUAGCAGAGAUAAACGUGACAGGGAUAGACGGAGCAGGUCACCCAGCAAAAAAGAGAAACGAUCAAGACGGAGGAAACCAUCUUUAUAUUGGGAUGUACCUCCACCAGGCUUUGAGCACAUUACACCCCUCCAAUACAAGGCGAUGCAAGCUGCUGGCCAGAUUCCAGCUAAUAUAGUAGCUGACACACCUCAAGCAGCAGUGCCUGUGGUUGGUUCAACAAUUACUCGCCAAGCUCGUCGUCUGUAUGUUGGCAAUAUUCCAUUUGGGGUCACUGAGGAAGAAAUGAUGGAAUUUUUUAACCAGCAGAUGCACCUUUCUGGUCUUGCUCAAGCAGCAGGAAAUCCAGUUUUAGCUUGUCAGAUUAACUUGGACAAGAAUUUUGCAUUUCUAGAGUUUCGGUCAAUAGAUGAGACCACACAGGCAAUGGCCUUUGAUGGAAUAAAUUUCAAAGGUCAAAGUUUAAAGAUUAGAAGGCCCCAUGACUACCAACCAAUGCCAGGGAUGUCAGAGAAUCCAUCAGUUAACGUUCCUGCAGGCGUGAUUAGCACGGUAGUCCCGGAUUCACCGCACAAGAUCUUCAUUGGUGGCCUUCCCAAUUACUUAAAUGAGGAUCAGGUUAAAGAGUUACUUAUGUCCUUUGGACAGUUACGUGCUUUCAACCUUGUGAAGGACUCAGCCACAGGGUUAAGCAAAGGCUAUGCCUUUUGUGAAUAUGCUGAUGUGACAAUGACUGACCAGGCUAUAGCUGGACUAAAUGGCAUGCAGUUAGGUGAUAAGAAAUUGAUUGUGCAACGAGCAAGUGUAGGUGCAAAGAAUGCGCAGAUAGGACAGCAAGCCCCUGUUCAAAUCCAAGUUCCAGGUUUGACAAUGGUAGGAGGUGCUGGACCUGCUACCGAAGUCCUCUGUCUGCUCAAUAUGGUCACUCCAGAAGAACUUCGGGAUGAGGAAGAGUAUGAAGAUAUUCUUGAGGAUAUAAAAGAAGAGUGUAACAAAUAUGGAGUUGUGAGAUCGGUGGAAAUUCCAAGGCCUAUUGAAGGUGUAGAUGUACCAGGAUGUGGAAAGGUUUUUGUGGAAUUCAAUUCAAUUAUAGAUUGUCAGAAGGCCCAGCAGUCACUGACUGGCCGAAAGUUCAACAACCGUGUUGUGGUGACGUCUUACUUUGACCCAGAUAAAUAUCAUCGCAGAGAAUUUUAAUGUAAACAAAACUAAAUAGCCUCUCUUGAUGUGUAUGGCAUUGGCUAGAAUGUCCACACGGAAUAUGGACAGCCACUGCACUUGGCUAAUCAUACUUGGCUGCUGAAGCAUAGUAUCAUGUUCUGUAACCAUUACUAUCAGAACUUUUUAAAGGGCAGCCUUGAUUUGAUAUGGGGAAGUUGCAGUUAUUUUUUGAAAUCUGAGACAUGUACACCAGUAUUUCAUUUUUGCGCAUCUUCAGUUAAGACUAUAUGCUAAAAUGAAAUCAUUUUGUUCUUAAUUUAGUAAGAACUGUCUGGCCUGCAUUUUUUGUUACUUUCCCUUGUGUAAAUAAAGAGUAAUUUACCACCUCA
Schistocerca cancellata (South American locust) is the source of this 1832-nucleotide messenger RNA. RefSeq names its product splicing factor U2AF 50 kDa subunit (gene U2af50). The record is from RefSeq and is a predicted model, not a curated record. NCBI's taxonomy places the organism in Eukaryota, Metazoa, Arthropoda, Insecta, Orthoptera, Acrididae. Bases 154 to 1479 code for a protein of 441 amino acids. Gene Ontology annotation, cellular component: nucleus; commitment complex; nuclear speck. Gene Ontology annotation, biological process: mRNA processing. Gene Ontology annotation, molecular function: poly-pyrimidine tract binding; pre-mRNA 3'-splice site binding. The transcript has 11 exons.